AUGAAAGCAAUCUGUCCAUUCGCUAACCUCUCAAUUAUUCAACCUCCCCCACACUCCUCAUCGUCUCAGCUUCAUCUCAAUCUAUCCUCAACCCCUUCUUCAUCUUCACCAAUCGACACCCCCUCCUUCUCACCCAACACACCUACCGAAAAGCCCCAACCGCAACAUUCCGCUCGAGGUGGUAAAUCACCUGGCGAACAUGAACUAGACUUGAACCAGCCAGUAUCGACAUUAUUGAAGCUGGGUACACAACGAGCGCAUGUUAAGGCCGAGCACUCUGCUGGGGCCGCUGCGCUCGUCCAAGGUGGAUUGGGGUUGGAGGAAUAUAUAAGGUGGUUGGCCGUGUUGUGGAGAAUCUAUGAUACCCUCGAGCUCGGUCUAGCCGAAAACUCUUCCAACCCCGUCCUGGCACCUACAUACGACCCCACCCUCUUAGCUCGUGCACCCGCCUUAGCAGAGGACAUAUCCUACCUACUCACUCAGCUCCCUUCUUCCUCUUCAUCUGCAAGCUCAGCAUUCAAUUCCUCUCUAUCAUCCAACGCCACUUCCUUACCCCCAUUCGCAGUUCCUCCAUUCCUUGAAGAAAUAUUCGUCUCCCCUCCAGAACCAUUAUCAAAUUACAUCAACCAUCUCAAAUCACUCUCUACCUCAUCAUCUUCCUCCUCGAAAUUAUUGGCCCAUUCAUACGUGAGGUAUCUAGGUGAUCUAUCAGGAGGUCAAUUCAUCGGCGCGAGAGUCAAGAAAUCGUAUGACCUCUCAGGAGAGGAUGGAACGAAAUUCUAUUAUUUCGAAUUCCAAAAUAGAUCCAACGAAGAGGACAACGAGUCAAAAUUCGAUGCGAAGAAGAGAUUGGGUGAGGUUAAAGAUUGGUUCAGGAAAGGGAUGGAUGAAGGUGUAGGUGAAGAUCAGGUGUUAAAAGCCGACCUAGUUGAAGAAGCCAAUAUCGCUUUUUCACUCAACACCGACCUAUUCUCAGUCAUAAGAUUGCCUUCUUCCUCUUCCGCUCAGACUUCAACUGCAGCCAAACAGAAAGGGGUCGAACCGGAAUCAACCGCAGCGGACAGAUUGAAUUCAAUUAUUUGGUUCCUCGUAGCUGCCGGUGCGGGUGUGUUGUUGAAUGUAUAUGUUCAACCGAUAGUGAGCGAUUGGAUCAAUGGGAAGAGGAAUGGUAUAUAG
Kwoniella botswanensis is the source of this 1176-nucleotide messenger RNA. RefSeq lists its product as uncharacterized. Gene Ontology annotation, molecular function: heme oxygenase (decyclizing) activity. The transcript has 3 exons. Gene Ontology annotation, biological process: heme oxidation. The record is from RefSeq and is a predicted model, not a curated record. Bases 1 to 1176 code for a protein of 391 amino acids. NCBI's taxonomy places the organism in Eukaryota, Fungi, Basidiomycota, Tremellomycetes, Tremellales, Cryptococcaceae.